This is a messenger RNA of Rhododendron vialii, 742 nucleotides long. Its product is annotated as non-specific lipid transfer protein GPI-anchored 5-like. The transcript has 2 exons. Bases 152 to 499 code for a protein of 115 amino acids. The record is from RefSeq and is a predicted model, not a curated record. Gene Ontology annotation, molecular function: fatty acid binding. Gene Ontology annotation, biological process: systemic acquired resistance. NCBI's taxonomy places the organism in Eukaryota, Viridiplantae, Streptophyta, Magnoliopsida, Ericales, Ericaceae.
AGUUUAAAUUUCCCUCUAGUGCUCCCCCCACUGCCCCCCUUUCUUUCUUGUGUUCCCACUCUUUUUUCAACUAUAAAAACCCACAAAAACCCAUCUCUUCCUCACACAAUCCACUUACUGAAGUACUAGAACAAGAAAACCCUCAAAAAACAUGAAGUGCAUUUGGGUUGUGGCUUUUGCUCUGUUUGUGGGCAUUGCCUGCUUCAAUGGGGUAGCAAAUGGGGCUGGUGAGUGCGGAAAAUCUUCUCCGGAUAGCGAAGCCAUGAAAUUGGCACCUUGCGCAUCGGCAGCGACCGACGACUCGGCCACUCCGUCGAGUGGCUGCUGCGCUCAAGUGAAGAAGAUGGGGCAGAAUCCUAGUUGCCUCUGUGCUGUUAUGCUUUCAAAUACUGCCAAAAUGUCUGGAAUUAAGCCUGAAACUGCCAUAACUAUUCCCAAGCGUUGCAACAUUGCUGAUCGUCCCAUUGGGUACAAGUGUGGAGGUUAUACCUUACCUUGAAGAUUGAAGACCACACAAGGGAUGCCCUCCUGGAUAUGACCCAAACCACCAACUUGUGCUAUGUGUAUUUCUCUAGCUAGAGUUGUAUCAGUACUCUAGCUAGUUAGUUCUUGUAGUAUCUAAGAAAUAAGGUUUUCUGUCAUAUUCAAAGUUAUGCUGUUUCGCAUAAAUUUGUGUUCUUAUGCUGUUUCGCUUGUAAAAGGGUGUUAACUCCUUGAUUGCCAGUCCUGCAAAAUUGAAAUA